Messenger RNA from Rhagoletis zephyria (snowberry fruit fly), 927 nucleotides. NCBI's taxonomy places the organism in Eukaryota, Metazoa, Arthropoda, Insecta, Diptera, Tephritidae. The record is from RefSeq and is a predicted model, not a curated record.
CCCAGUUUCCCUUCAAACAACCGGCGACCGCCGCCACCAUUCAGAGCGCCCACAUCAACCACAACCACAACGUCAACAACAACAACAACUACCACUACAACAGCCAGACCCGAAGUACUAGAACCAGGAAGUUCGCUGAUUUCCACUGAAGAAUGCGGUCUCUCUGGUCGCGAUGCUCGCAUCGUCGGCGGCGAGGACGCCCUGCCUGGCCAGUGGCCUUGGGUGGCGGCCAUCUUCCUCACCACCCCCAAGGGCAGCAAGUACUGGUGCGGCGGGGCACUGAUCGGGAAGUAUUACAUUAUCACCGCAUCGCACUGCCUCUCCGAUCACCGAGGCCAGACCUACCGAAAGGAGCAGCUGCUGAUCAAGCUGGGCGAGCACAACAUCAACAGCGAGGUGGAGGAGGAGGGCCUGCCGCCGGCGCAGACCUUCAAGGUGGUGUCCGUGCUGCAGCACCCCGAGUUCAAGCGCAACGGCUUCUACAAUGACAUCUGCCUGCUGAAGCUCGACCGGCCGGCGCAGUUCAGCGAAACGGUCUCGCCGAUCUGCCUGCCCGACGAGCAGUACCGCCGACGCAACCUGGUCGGCUACGUGGCCACCGUCGUCGGCUGGGGCACCACCAAGUACGGCGGGCAGAGCAGCGGCGUCCUCCAGCAGGUCUCGCUGCCCGUCUGGGACAAUGUCGACUGCGACAAGCGGUACUUUCAGCCCAUUGGCAAAAACUUUCUCUGCGCGGGCUUUGUGGAGGGCGGGAAGGAUGCCUGUCAAGGUGACAGCGGAUCGCCGCUGAUGCUCGCCGACAGUACGCGCAAGUGGACCAUUGUGGGCGUGGUGUCCUUUGGCAAUCGCUGUGCUCAGGCGGGCUACCCGGGCGUGUACACUCGCGUCGCCGAGUACCUCAAGUGGAUUCGGGAGAAUGCGGUUUGA